AUGAAAUUAGCCUAUGUUUUACUCAUUUGUUUUCACCUUUGUUUAUUUAAAUUUUUCAUUGGCAAUAUAGAUUUUGCUAUUGGAAUUUUAGAUCAUAAAGGAGAAUGGAGACAAUCAGGACAUUUUCCUCGUGUAACUGUAUGUGAUUUUAAUUUUAAUGAAAAAAUUUUUGUGUUUUUCUUCUUUUGGCUUUGUUUUUUGCUUUGUUUAACUAUAUUUUCUAUUUGCUUGUGGAUUAGUAGAAUACAAACUCGAAGACGUUAUUUUCACAGACUUUUGAAUAUUUAUCAAAAUCGAAAAGGAUCCUCGACAUUAAAUCAAUUUUCUGAAGAUAAUGGGAAAACACCUUUAAUCUUCUCAAAUAUUCCGUUUAAAAAUAAUUCUGUUGAUUUGGACUAUGGUGGUGAUUUAAGAAUUGUUUUAGGGUUAAUUCAAGAUCAGACUGGACUACUGUUUUGUGCUCAUAUAUUUCAUGAAAUUUGUAAAGUUGUAAGUUUAUUUGUUUAG
Molecule: messenger RNA, 507 nt
Organism: Meloidogyne enterolobii
Lineage: Eukaryota; Metazoa; Nematoda; Chromadorea; Rhabditida; Meloidogynidae
Source: the annotation of a GenBank genome assembly